UUAAAAUUGUAAUUACCAAAUUAUUUAAAAGGGACAUUCACUAGUUUUUCUUAUUAGGAUUAUUUUUGUGAUUGUCAUAUAUACUCAUUAAGGGAAAGACAAGAUUCUAAUGAUGUUUCUAAUUGCAUUUUGUGAUAUUUAUCAUAAUCGAAGACCAUUUUUAUUUUUAAAAAUAUUUUCCAAAUAAAUCUGAUUGUGAGAAUUUUUUUAUUAGAGUGUCUUUGAGAGAUAUUGCUUUUCUUUUUCUUAUCUUUUAAAAUGUUGGAAUGUAUUCUAUAUAAAACAGAAUUUCUAAAAUAAGUAAUAAAAUGCUAAAUGGCGUGGAAGUCCGCAAGUUUGCUAAGAUACAAUGGUUUUUGAGGCUAAGCUGGCCUCCUCUCCCAAUUUCUAAUUGCAAACACCAAUCAAAUAAUGACAUUUUAGGACAUCAGAGAUUCAUUUCGAAUAAUCAAAAGCUAAAUGGGAGUAAGUAACCAUGUACUGUAUUAUAGAAAUAUUCAUUUGAAAACCAAAAAAUUAAUUUGCAUUUUAUACCGUAGAAGACACGGGACAAAGCUUUAAACUGUCACACAAUUAUCACAAACAUUUUGCGAUCCCUACCAAUUGGGUUGCAAUUUUCAAAAAUUUGUAGACAGACUGAAUUUAUAUAUCUGUAAUCUCUAGAACGGAGUUAGACUAAAGUCGGAGUUAGACUACGUCAGAGAGAAAACAAUCCGCUCAAGGAUUAGACAAGGAUCAUCUGAUUGACGGGAAGUUAAGGAUUCAAGGGAUGUGACGAUUGGUGCUGUUAUUAAAGUAACUCAUUAUGUAUCAUCGGGGAGAGAAGAAAGAGCAAACAAAGAGUGGAACUCACCAUAUAGAAGUUGUGGAGUUGCUCUCUUUACUGGAGACAAAUGACAAUCAUGUGGUGGAAGAAAUUAAAAUGUUAAUACAUGAACAACUGAAUAACACUAAAGAAGCAUGGUUGUUACAUGGCCUAGUAGAUUACUUUUUAGCUACGCAAUCACAGCGGUGUUUAGAAAUCAUUGUGGGUGUUAGAGAACCACAUGAUAAGCAUUUGUUUGAUAAGCUGGCAGACUGUUUAAAAGGUAAUUCAAGGUAUCCUGCUCUUACUCUCUUGGGAUAUAUUGUUCGUAGACAUCCUUCUUGGUUACAUAAAAUCACUCAACAUCGUAUAAUGCACAAUUUAAUUAAUAUUCUCAAGACAGAUACUUCCGUAACAAACUUAGUGAGUGCUGUUCUUAUUAUUGUUACAUUAUUACCUGCAAUACCUUCACUUAUUGGUUCUCACCUUCAAGAAAUUUUCGAAUCAUUCUCACACUUAGCAUCUUGGAGUACAAAAAAACCUGGCAAUAUACCUGAAAUUUUUAUUCUACAUCUUCAAGUUAGUGUUUACGCAUUAUUUCACCGUCUGUAUGCCAUGUAUCCUUGUAAUUUUCUCGCUUACUUGCGUUCCUAUUAUGGCCGUCGUGAUCAAAAUCAAGAAAGUUUUCACGUCUUCACUGAAACUAUUAAGCCAAUGUUAGAACGAGUAAGAUUACAUCCAUUAUUAGUAACAGCAUCAAAAGAAACAGAGCUGACAACAACAAGAUGGAAAAAAAUGGAAAUACAUGACAUAUUAGUAGAAUGUGCAAAAGUUUCUUUAGAUUUAAUUGAAGGAGCAUGCGAAGAAGUACCCCAAUGCCAAUUACCAAAGCCAUGUCAAAUUAUGGGUGGUAAACAUGGCUUUUCAGCUUCAAAUGUCCAUAGAGAAUCCACUUCUCUGCCAUUUACUCCUGCUAGUCCUACUUCAGUAGUUAAUGAAGCUUUAACAAAAUGUCAAACAAAAGAGCAUGGUUACAUAUGGAGUCCUUCUACAGUUUGUGAUUUAGAUGUAUCUCCCUCUAAUAAAUUAAGUCCUUCAGAAACUUCUACAACUAGUACACAACCUGAUUCAGGACUAGUCACUCUGCCAUCUGCAACCAAAGUAGGAGAAAGUCCACCUUUAGAUGUUGCCAUAGAAGCCAAACCAGAGGAAGCUUCUAUGAUUGAUUCUUUAGAAGCUUCAUCUAGAAAAAAUCAAGGAAAUGUGUCAGUUAACUCUAUUACUGGCAGUUCCGAAGAAGUUGAUGUGAAUAUAGAAAUAAAUUCUAUGGAUAAUAGUCAGUCCGAAGAACAGCUGACACCAAAUGCAGAUAGUUCAAAAUCCAGUUUGCCUGAUGUUAGUCAAGCAGAAGAAGCAAGAGAGGAAGAAAUUAUCGAUGAAGAAGUUUUGGCAAUAGUGUCAAAUUCAAAAUAUCAAUAUCCAUCAUGCAAUGAGGAUGUGGGCCACGAUACCCCAUUUUUCAGUACAACUCAAAAACUUACAGAUGAACCCCAGACUCCCUGUGAAUUAUCCACCUCAGAUAAUACUCACCUGAGUAACCAAUCGCAAGAGGAGGAAGUAGAAACUAAUGUCAAAGAUGGUGUAAAUAUGCAAAAAUUUGUUAGAAAUGCCAAUCGUCUCCGCUUUCUCAGUCAUCACGGCCCACCACCAAUAGAAAUUUUCAAUGAAUUUGAAUUUAAUCAUCAAACAAAAAAGAAAUUUCUCUCCUGUCCAGAUAUACGAGAAUUACAGCAGCUAAUUAGAAAAAAAGAAAAUAGUAGUAAAAACUCUAGUUUUUAUAAUAUAAUACAGCAAGAAAAUAUUGGAUCUCAAGUUAUUGACAAACCUUAUUUAAAGAAAUCUAUUGAUAAUGUAACUCAGUUUAUUCACAACAAAAAUUCAGUACAAGAUACAACUCUGUUUAAUACAACAGAUAAUUCAUAUUUAAGUAAGCCUAUAAAUGAUAUAUCUGAAAAUAUUACUAAAAUAGAAGAAAAAAAUGCAUAUUCAUUUAUUCCUGUACAGAAUACUAAAUCCUCUAGCCAAACUAGUUGUGAAAAUACUACAGUUACUAUAUCAUCACCUCCUUAUAGUCAUUUGUUUCCUUUUGCUUUAGAAGGUCUAAGCUAUUCCCAACCUAUGUAUGUAAGAGAGUAUACAGAAAAUAUUUUUAUUCAGAAACCUAAGACUAUGAUGGGCCAGGUAGAAGGUAGGCAGUUUUAUGGAGAAAGACCUUUCUACACUACUCUUUCACCUCCUGAAAUAUUAGAUCGUCAUUUACAAUUAGGAAAUGAUGUCUAUAUGAAAGAACUAAAUGUCCCAUUAACGAGCACCAUUGGCACUGAUUGGACACAUUUUGGAGGUCAACCCCCAGCUGAUGUAUUACGUAUCUUACGGGGACAAGUUUUAUUAUUACAUAACCAAUUACUGUUUGAAAGAAACAAGAGAGAGAUUCAUGCUGAACGUAAUAGAAGACUCCUGGGAAAGGCCAAGAGAGCGUGGAUGUUAGAAGAACAAAAUGGGGCAAUGAAAGACCAACUUCAGUUGCAAGAAAGAAAAAUCCAAGAUCUAGAAAAUGAGAUUAAUAAAUUGUCCAAUUUGUAUCUUAAACAACAAGAUGCAAAAGAACAAAAGUUUGAAGAACUAAAUAAAAGACUCAGGGAAUUGACACACAAUAAUAUAGCUUUAAAAGAAAUAAAUUCUAAAAUAGAUGAGCAAUUAAUCCAACAGAAGCAAGAAAAUGAAGUUUUACGAUGUGAAUUAAGAAAAGUUUACAGUCAGUUAACAGAAACAAAAUUAGAGUUAGAUUCUGCAUUCAGACAAGUAAAUAGAUGUCAAAAAUUAGAAGAGGAGGCAAAAUGGCUGUCAAAACAGGUUGUUUUGCUGGGAGAAAUGAAUCAACACUUCAGAGAAAGGAUUGAGAGCUUACAACCAUCUCCAGUAAUUGCUGCUGAAGAUGCAAUGUGGAAAGCAUCUGCUCUAUCUGAAAUAUCUGGUAUGCAAAAAAUAUUUUCAUACAUAAAAUUUUGGUUUAUAAUUUUGAAGUAUAUAAUAACUAGCUGUUACUCACAACUUUGCACCUGCAGAUUUUGCAAGCGACUAGUCACUCUGCCAUCUGCAACCAAAGUAGGAGAAAGUCCACCUUUAGAUGUUGCCAUAGAAGCCAAACCAGAGGAAGCUUCUAUGAUUGAUUCUUUAGAAGCUUCAUCUAGAAAAAAUCAAGGAAAUGUGUCAGUUAACUCUAUUACUGGCAGUUCCGAAGAAGUUGAUGUGAAUAUAGAAAUAAAUUCUAUGGAUAAUAGUCAGUCCGAAGAACAGCUGACACCAAAUGCAGAUAGUUCAAAAUCCAGUUUGCCUGAUGUUAGUCAAGCAGAAGAAGCAAGAGAGGAAGAAAUUAUCGAUGAAGAAGUUUUGGCAAUAGUGUCAAAUUCAAAAUAUCAAUAUCCAUCAUGCAAUGAGGAUGUGGGCCACGAUACCCCAUUUUUCAGUACAACUCAAAAACUUACAGAUGAACCCCAGACUCCCUGUGAAUUAUCCACCUCAGAUAAUACUCAUCUGAGUAACCAAUCGCAAGAGGAGGAAGUAGAAACUAAUGUCAAAGAUGGUGUAAAUAUGCAAAAAUUUGUUAGAAAUGCCAAUCGUCUCCGCUUUCUCAGUCAUCACGGCCCACCACCAAUAGAAAUUUUCAAUGAAUUUGAAUUUAAUCAUCAAACAAAAAAGAAAUUUCUCUCCUGUCCAGAUAUACGAGAAUUACAGCAGCUAAUUAGAAAAAAAGAAAAUAGUAGUAAAAACUCUAGUUUUUAUAAUAUAAUACAGCAAGAAAAUAUUGGAUCUCAAGUUAUUGACAAACCUUAUUUAAAGAAAUCUAUUGAUAAUGUAACUCAGUUUAUUCACAACAAAAAUUCAGUACAAGAUACAACUCUGUUUAAUACAACAGAUAAUUCAUAUUUAAGUAAGCCUAUAAAUGAUAUAUCUGAAAAUAUUACUAAAAUAGAAGAAAAAAAUGCAUAUUCAUUUAUUCCUGUACAGAAUACUAAAUCCUCUAGCCAAACUAGUUGUGAAAAUACUACAGUUACUAUAUCAUCACCUCCUUAUAGUCAUUUGUUUCCUUUUGCUUUAGAAGGUCUAAGCUAUUCCCAACCUAUGUAUGUAAGAGAGUAUACAGAAAAUAUUUUUAUUCAGAAACCUAAGACUAUGAUGGGCCAGGUAGAAGGUAGGCAGUUUUAUGGAGAAAGACCUUUCUACACUACUCUUUCACCUCCUGAAAUAUUAGAUCGUCAUUUACAAUUAGGAAAUGAUGUCUAUAUGAAAGAACUAAAUGUCCCAUUAACGAGCACCAUUGGCACUGAUUGGACACAUUUUGGAGGUCAACCCCCAGCUGAUGUAUUACGUAUCUUACGGGGACAAGUUUUAUUAUUACAUAACCAAUUACUGUUUGAAAGAAACAAGAGAGAGAUUCAUGCUGAACGUAAUAGAAGACUCCUGGGAAAGGCCAAGAGAGCGUGGAUGUUAGAAGAACAAAAUGGGGCAAUGAAAGACCAACUUCAGUUGCAAGAAAGAAAAAUCCAAGAUCUAGAAAAUGAGAUUAAUAAAUUGUCCAAUUUGUAUCUUAAACAACAAGAUGCAAAAGAACAAAAGUUUGAAGAACUAAAUAAAAGACUCAGGGAAUUGACACACAAUAAUAUAGCUUUAAAAGAAAUAAAUUCUAAAAUAGAUGAGCAAUUAAUCCAACAGAAGCAAGAAAAUGAAGUUUUACGAUGUGAAUUAAGAAAAGUUUACAGUCAGUUAACAGAAACAAAAUUAGAGUUAGAUUCUGCAUUCAGACAAGUAAAUAGAUGUCAAAAAUUAGAAGAGGAGGCAAAAUGGCUGUCAAAACAGGUUGUUUUGCUGGGAGAAAUGAAUCAACACUUCAGAGAAAGGAUUGAGAGCUUACAACCAUCUCCAGUAAUUGCUGCUGAAGAUGCAAUGUGGAAAGCAUCUGCUCUAUCUGAAAUAUCUGCACUUAAACAGAAACUAGAAGCCAAAACAAUUCUUCUAGAAGAUUAUCAAUCAAAAAAUGCACAAUUAGAAACUGCCAUUGCUAACAAUAAUACAAUUAUGGCAGAACAGAAACAACUUUUAGAAAUGACCAAGUCAUGUCAUCAGGACAUUUUAAAUGCUAAAGAUUCAAAAAUAGCUACUCUUCAGAAAAUAUGGGAACAACAAGAAGUGUAUAUUUUGGAAUUACAACAAAAAUUAAAAAUUGCAGAAAGUAAAGCCUCAACACCAACUCGCAGAGAGAGGCAAAAAGUGGCAGAGAACAUUGCCAGUCGCAUGCCCAUGCUGGUGCCAGAGACUGCGGCAGACAAGACCGACAGUAAUCCAUUUUGUUCUGAAGAGCCUGCUUCGGAUGUGCUGGAUACUGCUGAAGAGACCUCGAGGAUAGGAGAACUUCAGAAUUCUGACAUGCCAAGGAUAAAUCGUCAGCGCCUGUGUGAAAAUCUGGAAAGCUGCGUUGAUCUUCCAGAAAGCGUCGAGGAUGACCCGCAAUCUCAAGUGCUAUCCACCAAUGGAAACGACUACAUUUCGGAUAGUGUUAAAUAAACAGUUGUGUACAUAAGUUUGUUACGAGACAUACAUAUGUUUAUAUUGCUCAAAAGAGAGGAAAAAAGCCGAAUCUACUUAGUGUAUAGAAUAGGCAAAACAGGAUUAUGUGAAAACUCCAAAAGAAAAAGAUAUAUCACCAUAAGUAUCAUUUACUAUGGGAACAAGCUUUUUAAAAUAAGUGCAGCAAUUUCUCAACGGUUGAAUUAUAUUUAAAACAAAUUUUAAUUAUUUAUGAUGAAAGCUUUAACACAAAUUGUAAUUUAUGAUUUAAUUUCUGUAGAAAUGAUUUCAUUUAAUGCAGUUCUGCCCACUCAGGAAUAUGAUAAAAUACAAGAAAAUACAAAAAGUUUUUUUGUUUUGAUUAAAGUGUAGUUUUGUAAAUUUUGUGAACAAAUAAAUAAUUUGACUGCAUUAAAUUGAAACUGUUACAUUGUCACAAGUUAAUCCACCAAUAGUUAUUUUAUUUCUAAACAGUUGUAUAUUUUUACAUAUUAGAAUUAUAAACACAACCAAUUUUAUUAUUAUUACAUUUUUGUUGUACAAUUUCAUUUCUUUUAUUAUAAACAUGCCAUUUAAAAGAUUGGUUAUUGAAUGCAUGCAAUGGGAAAUAAGAUAACGAAUGCAUUAGGUAUGUGUGUAAA
This is a messenger RNA of Centruroides sculpturatus (bark scorpion), 7071 nucleotides long. RefSeq lists its product as uncharacterized. Gene Ontology annotation, biological process: negative regulation of TOR signaling; negative regulation of cell population proliferation; regulation of cell cycle. Gene Ontology annotation, cellular component: TSC1-TSC2 complex. The transcript is spliced from 29 exons. The record is from RefSeq and is a predicted model, not a curated record. The coding region runs from base 806 to 6427 and encodes 1873 amino acids. Lineage: Eukaryota; Metazoa; Arthropoda; Arachnida; Scorpiones; Buthidae.